AUGGAAACAUAUCAAAUAAUGAGUAUAUAAAAUAUUAAAGUACUAUUUGUUGCAUAACCAUGUAAAGAAAUAUAGAGAUCUAAAUCAUAAAAUACAAGUAUCUUUCAAGAUUAACAACUCAAUGGAAUCAUCUAAGGACCACGUUAUGAUAAAAGAGGAGAUAUUAUAAAGAGAUCGAUAGUUGGAACAAUUGAUUAAUUUUAGAGAGAAGGCAAAGUUUAAUAAGAUAGUAGAGCUACUGAUGAUGAUUCUUCUAUGUUAAGAUCUUUUGUUAUUACUUAAUUCAAUAAGAAAUAAAACUUAAAGAAAAAAAGAGAACCUGUAAAAUUAAGCAAAAUUUCAAAGGAGGAUAUUAGAUUGUAUAUUGAUAAAAUACAAAACAAUAUUAAACUAUCAGAAAUCUCACUUAGAUCUAAAGAAGAGACAUUACCUAUCAUAGAAAGAAAUCUAUUAACUAGAUAAAGAAGAAUCUUAGAAUCCUGUGAAGAAUAGAAAGAAAAAUGGAAUUAAUUAGAAUAGUAAUUAGCAAAUAGAUGUGAACGAUCACAUAAUAAUACUUUACUUAAUAAAAGCUAAGGAUAUAGAGAAAAGAAAUAAUUGUUGGAUAAUCUAAAUGUUUUAUAGAAAGAACCAAAUAUUAAGGAAUGGUAUGGUAAUUUGAGAAAAUAUGAUUAAUCAAAUGAUCCAACUAUAGAAAUAAUUAAGAGUGGAAAUAAUGUUAAAAUUUGCAGUGACAGAUUUAAGAAUAUGAUCAAUUAGAGAUUAAGUAAAAAAUAUUAUGACUCUGAUUAUAUUAUUGUAAAUGGAAAUAGUAAAUUAAAAUUGGAAUCAGAAGAAGCCAGAGAUCUAAUGAUACUACCUUAAGAUCUUGUGUAACAACCACUCCAAGAUAUAAAUUACUCUAAUUAUAAUAAAAGAGAUAUCAGUCGUCGUUCAUCCUAUAGAAUUGUUUAAUUAUAGUGA
Messenger RNA from Paramecium primaurelia, 963 nucleotides. The record is from the annotation of a GenBank genome assembly. Lineage: Eukaryota; Ciliophora; Oligohymenophorea; Peniculida; Parameciidae.